This is a messenger RNA of Rhododendron vialii, 4274 nucleotides long. RefSeq names its product coatomer subunit alpha-2. Gene Ontology annotation, biological process: intracellular protein transport; intra-Golgi vesicle-mediated transport; retrograde vesicle-mediated transport, Golgi to endoplasmic reticulum. Gene Ontology annotation, cellular component: COPI vesicle coat. The record is from RefSeq and is a predicted model, not a curated record. Gene Ontology annotation, molecular function: structural molecule activity; protein binding. The coding region runs from base 338 to 3991 and encodes 1217 amino acids. The transcript is spliced from 4 exons. Lineage: Eukaryota; Viridiplantae; Streptophyta; Magnoliopsida; Ericales; Ericaceae.
AUUAACACUUCGUCUCACACUCUCUCUCAAAAACUAAACGCAAGCACUCAACGACGCCAGAUCUGCGAGAGAACAGACAGAAAACCCUCGUUCUCUCUCCUCUCUCUCUAGGAUCCCGAUCUACAUCCUCGUGGAUGAUUCUCCCUCUCUAAAACUCUUCCCUCUCCCUCUCUCUACAUGUACGUCCCUUGCUGCCGCUGCUGGCGAUUGCUUAUGCGGUAGUGUAUCAGUUCGAUUUACCGUUUCACUUUACCAGAUCUGAGAGAAUUGUGUGGACUGUGCUUUUUUAAGUGAUUGUUGUGUAACUGAGGUUUGAGAUUUGUUGUGAUUCGGGAAAAUGUUGACGAAAUUUGAGACAAAGAGUAAUAGAGUGAAAGGACUGAGUUUCCACAGUAAGAGACCGUGGAUCCUCGCGAGUCUCCAUAGUGGUGUGAUCCAGCUAUGGGAUUAUCGGAUGGGGACUCUCAUUGACAGGUUCGACGAGCACGAUGGCCCCGUUCGUGGCGUCCACUUUCACAAAUCUCAGCCACUUUUUGUGUCUGGAGGUGAUGAUUACAAGAUUAAGGUUUGGAACUACAAGUUGCAUAGGUGUCUUUUUACUCUUCUUGGACACCUGGAUUACAUCCGGACUGUUCAGUUUCACCACGAGCAUCCUUGGAUUGUGAGUGCAAGUGAUGAUCAGACUAUCAGAAUUUGGAAUUGGCAAUCACGUUCAUGUAUUUCUGUUUUGACCGGCCACAAUCACUAUGUGAUGUGUGCUUCAUUCCACCCUAAGGAAGACCUUGUCGUGUCAGCUUCACUAGAUCAGACUGUCCGUGUUUGGGAUAUUGGUGCCCUGAAGAAGAAGUCUGCUGCCCCAGUUGAUGACAUUCUGCGGUUGAGUCAGAUGAACACGGAUCUGUUUGGCGGGGUGGAUGCUGUAGUUAAGUAUGUAUUGGAAGGUCAUGAUCGUGGAGUUAACUGGGCUUCGUUUCACCCAACCUUGCCGUUAAUAGUCUCUGGCGCAGAUGAUCGUCAAGUGAAACUGUGGCGCAUGAAUGAUACAAAGGCAUGGGAAGUGGACACGUUGAGAGGGCACAUGAAUAAUGUGUCAUGUGUCAUGUUUCAUGCCAAACAGGACAUAAUUGUUUCCAACUCCGAGGACAAAAGCAUUCGUGUUUGGGAUGUGACAAAGCGGACUGGCGUUCAAACUUUCCGUCGGGAGCACGAUCGGUUUUGGAUUCUCUCAUCUCACCCUGAGAUGAAUCUUCUGGCUGCCGGCCACGAUAGCGGAAUGAUUGUGUUUAAAUUGGAAAGAGAGAGGCCUGCCUUCUCUAUAAGUGGUGACUCUAUGUUCUAUGCCAAAGAUCGCUUUCUUCGUUUUUACGAGUUUUCAAGUCAGAAAGAUACCCAAGUAAUUCCAAUUCGACGCCCUGGUUCUACAAGCCUAAACCAAGGUCCACGCACUCUGUCAUACAGUCCUACAGAAAAUGCUGUUCUCAUUUGUUCUGAUACUGAUGGUGGCUCUUAUGAGCUCUACAUUGUCCCUAAAGACAGUAUUAGUCGGGGUGAUACCAUGCAAGAGGCGAAAAGAGGUAUAGGAGGAUCAGCUGUAUUUGUUGCUCGAAAUAGGUUCGCUGUGCUUGACAAAAGCAACAACCAAGUUCUAGUCAAGAACCUUAAGAAUGAGAUUGUUAAGAAAAGCAGUCUUCCUAUGGCUGCUGAUGCAAUAUUCUAUGCGGGAACAGGGAAUUUGCUUUGUAGAGCAGAGGAUAGAGUUGUUAUAUUUGACCUUCAGCAGAGAAUUGUUCUUGGUGAUCUUCAAACUCCUUUUGUCAAGUACAUUGUUUGGUCGAAUGAUAUGGAGAGCGUGGCCUUGCUCAGCAAACAUGCUAUAGUCAUUGCUAGUAAGACACUCGUGCACCAGUGCACCCUUCAUGAGACCAUUCGUGUGAAGAGCGGAGCCUGGGAUGACAAUGGGGUUUUCAUUUAUACAACCCUGAAUCACAUCAAGUAUUGUCUUCCCAAUGGCGAUAGUGGAAUAAUAAAGACCCUUGAUGUCCCAAUUUACAUCACAAAAGUAUCAGGCAACAAGAUUUUUUGCUUGGAUCGGGAUGGGAAAAACAAGGUUAUAGCCAUUGAUGCAACAGAAUAUAUCUUUAAGCUGUCUUUGAUGAAGAAAAAAUUUGACCAUGUUAUGAGCAUGAUAAGGAACUCUCAGCUCUGUGGGCAGGCAAUGAUUGCUUAUUUACAGCAGAAGGGGUUCCCUGAAGUUGCUCUUCAUUUUGUGAAAGAUGAGAGAACCCGUUUUAAUUUGGCUCUGGAGAGUGGGAACAUCCAAAUUGCAGUUGCUUCAGCUAAGGAAAUCGAUGAGAAGGAUCACUGGUACAGAUUGGGUGUGGAGGCUCUUCGUCAAGGUAAUGCUGGAAUUGUUGAGUAUUCCUACCAGAGGACAAAGAAUUUUGAGAGGUUAUCUUUCCUUUAUCUCAUUACUGGGAAUAUGGAGAAACUAUCCAAAAUGCUCAAAAUUGCUGAGGUCAAGAAUGAUGUCAUGGGCCAGUUCCACAAUGCCUUGUAUCUUGGUGACGUUCGAGAACGUGUUAAGAUUUUGGAGAAUGCUGGGCAUUUGCCUCUUGCUUAUAUCACUGCUUCGGUCCAUGGACUACAAGAUGUUGCUGAACGUCUAGCAACCGAGUUGGGAGAUAAUUUACCUAUGUUGCCAGAGGGUAAAGUACCCUCCCUUCUGACGCCUCCAUCCCCCAUUUUGUGCAGUGGAGAUUGGCCCCUUUUAAGAGUUAUGCGAGGCAUAUUUGAGGGUGGCCUGGAUAAUAUUGGAAGGGGUGCCACUGAUGAAGAUGAAGAGGCUGCAGAUGCUGAUUGGGGCGAAGAAUUGGACAUGGUUGACGCGAAUGGUAUAGAAAAUGGAGACAUUGAAGCUGUUUUGGAAGACGGGGAAGUUCCUGAAGAAAAUGAAGAGGGUGGAUGGGAUCUUGAGGAUUUGGAGCUUCCUCCUGAGGCUGAUACUCCAAAGGCAUCUAUCAAUGCCCGCUCUGCUGUUUUUGUGGCCCCGACUCCUGGCAUGCCCGUAAGCCAAAUUUGGAUCCAGAGAUCUUCUCUCGCUGCAGAACAUGCUGCGGCUGGCAAUUUCGAUACUGCAAUGCGGUUACUGAGUCGGCAAUUGGGAAUAAAGAACUUUACCCCUUUGAAACCCAUGUUCCUCGAUCUUCAUACUGGAAGUCACACUUUUGUACGAGCAUUUUCAUCUGCCCCAGUGUUAUCCUUAGCUGUUGAACGCGGAUGGAGCGAGUCUUCUAGCCCUAAUGUGAGGGGACCACCGGCGCUUGUGUUCAAUUUCUCUCAAUUGGAAGAGAAACUAAAAUCUGCUUACAAAGCCACAACAUCUGGGAAGCUUGCUGAGGCUCUUAGGCUUUUCACUAGUAUCCUCCAUACCAUUCCUUUGAUUGUGGUCGAGUCAAGAAGGGAGGUUGAUGAAGUUAAGGAGUUUAUUAUCAUAGUGAAAGAAUAUGUUUUGGGUCUGCAAAUGGAGCUCAAGAGGAGGGAAAUGAAAGACAACCCAGUACGCCAGCAGGAGCUUGCGGCUUAUUUCACUCACUGCAACCUUCAAACGCCUCACUUGAGGCUAGCUCUCCAAAACGCGAUGACUGUUUGCUUCAAGGCUAAGAACCUCAGUACCGCUGCAAAUUUCGCUAGACGGCUCCUAGAGACCAAUCCUACCAAUGACAACCAAGCAAAGACGGCUCGCCAAGUGCUUCAGGCAGCUGAGAAGAACAUGAAAGAUGUGUCUCAGCUGAAUUAUGAUUUCAGAAACCCAUUUGUGGUUUGUGGGGCCACAUAUGUGCCCAUUUACCGAGGACAGAAGGAUGUUUCCUGCCCAUAUUGCAGUUCACGGUUCGUGCUAGGCCUGGAAGGGAAGCUUUGUACUGUUUGUGACCUUGCGGUGGUGGGGGCUGAUGCUUCUGGCUUGCUGUGUUCUCCUACUCAGAUAAGAUGAUCACAUUAAGGCAGAGGUACGAAAUAUUGAAUCAAGAGUUUAAGGUUCCAUCGCGCUGUUUUUGCUCUCCUGGCUCCCCCACUUUUGGCUUGCUCUUUUUGUUUACCCUCUUUUUUAUAGUUGUUCUAAUUUUCGUUGUAAUAAAAUGGAGAUUUUUUGGCUGGGGUUAUUCUUGUUAGUUGUUGUUCAUAGACAAGAAUGGAAUGUGGUCAUUGUUAAAGUAGACAUUGAUUGUAGGUACGAGGGCUUAUAUGUUGGCAUAUGAAAUUGUUGUUUGGUAAAA